This is a messenger RNA of Alternaria incomplexa, 1728 nucleotides long. RefSeq lists its product as uncharacterized. Bases 1 to 1728 code for a protein of 575 amino acids. NCBI's taxonomy places the organism in Eukaryota, Fungi, Ascomycota, Dothideomycetes, Pleosporales, Pleosporaceae. The transcript has 4 exons. The record is from RefSeq and is a predicted model, not a curated record.
AUGGAUCGCUCGAGGUACAUGAGCGCACCGCCGGCUGCCUCGUCCGGUUGGGCAUCUGGUGAUGCACGCAGCAAUCUCGCUGUUCAACCUGCAGCUUAUGCUGGCAAGUUGAAGCUCAAGAAGAACGCCGUCAAGAUCGUCGGGGCUGCGGGACCAAUUCCUACGACCCCGUCGCGAUUCGCACCGCCCGCCCCGUCAGUGACAUCAUCGCCAGCUCCAGGCUCAGUCAAGACCAUGCCCCAGGCUGUUGAAGGACCAGCGAACGCCAGUACCUCUAGAGCGUCCAAGCCCGGUCCCCUUCACAAAGAGGGCGCAGCACUUGCUUUGACUGCUCCUACAUCGAAAGUGGUUCCGUCCACCAAGGAGGUCGUGAGAGCUACAACUGAUGCCAUGGACGAAGAAUCCGCAAUGGAUGCACUUUACGCUCGCCUUAAUAGCAAAACCAUUCUGGGGCCUCGCACACCCGUAGGUCCCACGGUAGCAAGACCUGGCCAAACUGCAUUCUCGUUUGGUGCACGUCUUGCUGAGGCCAAGGCAGAUAAGAUCAAGACGGAUAAUUCAGAGGCUGAGAAGGGAGGCAUCCAGAAGUCUCCCGGUAGCAAGACCGCAGAACCGAGACAAGACAAGCUAGAGAGUGAGUACAUGCGUAAGGCGACUGAGUACAUCCAGGCGCUUCCGAACAGCACGGGAAACACGGCAUAUCUCGUCAAGGCCAUGUCAAGGAAGCUCCACGACUCAUACACGUCAACCACCAAGGUAGAUGCUGGAAGCAACGAAGCUCUCAAGGCACGUCUAGCAUUCGCAGUCGCCAACUAUCUCAAUAAGAUAUUGAAGAAGCGCCCGGAGUCACGUACAGCCGACUCAAUCAAACAAACGCUUGGGGAUAUGGAUGGAGAUUUUCUCCGGCUGUGUGCCAAGCUCGUGGACGAGGGGUACGUCUCCUUGGAGACACUGACUGAAGUAUCUGGUAUCGUCGCCGCCAUGCGUGAUGUUCUGCCCAAGCCAGAGCAACCUACCACCACGUCGGUGGAAGCGCCUUUGACGCCAGCACGUUCUGUUGCGAUGGGCUCUGAGAACAGCAAGCCCAUGUCCAAGGACCCAGUGGAUAGCAUGCAGGGAUGGCCGACCCAGGAGAAGCGCGAGAAUCCCGCUGCACAUCGUACGUGCAUCUUGAAGGGUGUUGGGGGGAUUACCAGUAUCAACCAGUUGCAGGCUCUUGUAUGGGGUGGCAAGCUUGAGUCCAUUUCCAUGCCAGAGCCGGGCUCCUCGAACGCUCUUGUCAAGUUUCUUACACCCGAGGCAUGCGACAAGUAUCACAAGGACACUGCAAACGGAAUCGAGAUAGUGGGCGAGAUGAAGAAAGCAGUUGUCUUCGUGGAGAAGGCUGAGGGACCAAACUCUAUCAACGAUGUCAUCCGCAACUGCAUCGAUGGCGAAGCGUCACGCUGCGUGCGAGCUAUCGGCACUAACGAGCACAACGAAGCGGCUCUUAUGAAGCUCGCUCGGGGCAAGAGCGUUAGCAAGCGCGACGUUGAUCGUAUCAAGAGCGGAAAGACCGCCCGUGGUCAUUCGUACGUCGAGUUCCGCUUUGCAAACAUCUACAACGCUCUCAACUUCAAGCGCGAACUCGUGGAUAGUGAGGACUGGGAACAUUGCACCAUUGGCUAUGCACCCGACCCGUGUGAGCUAGCUAAGGGUGUUCACUACAAGGAUGCGAAUGAGAAAUAG